Erythranthe guttata (spotted monkey flower) is the source of this 2325-nucleotide messenger RNA. NCBI's taxonomy places the organism in Eukaryota, Viridiplantae, Streptophyta, Magnoliopsida, Lamiales, Phrymaceae. The record is from RefSeq and is a predicted model, not a curated record.
AUGGCCGAUUCUGACGAGUUUUACGAGGGUACUGAAGGUGAUUUUGACGAUGACUUUACAACUAAUCGUGACAAAGCGUACAACGAGUACGAGGAUCCCAACAUGUGUUUCGAUGUUCCUCAAGACACACCAACAACUUCUGAGGAUCACAGUCAACAUUUCAAUGUAGGUGUUGAGUUUGAAACUGGGAAAAAAUUAGUGGAAUGGGCAAAAAAAAUGGCUGCUACUCAUGGUCAUCGAUUGAUAGUAACUUCAAGCAAGAAAAACGUGUAUGUAGUAUUUAGAUGUCAUUUGUCUGGGGAGGGACGUGAAAAACGAACCGUAGGUGCGAUACCACAGAAUGUGGGAACAAAAAAAUGUGGAUGUCCUUUUCAUAUAUACUGUAGCAAAAAUUCAAACGAUGGACUAUGGCGAAUGAAUUUAAAAAGUGGCACUCACACUCACCCGAUACUAUCGUAUCCUACCGGACAAGGACCGGAUAGUCGUUUGACACCAGAAGAAUACGAGGUAGUGAAGUUACUUAGAAGGAGCCACGUGAAGCCGGCAUUAAUUAUGGAUCGAUUGAGAAAGGAUAAUCCACAGACAUCAACGAGUGUGAAACAUGUCUACAACCAACUUGAGAAGAUGAAAAAAGAGAAUAUGGCGGGGAAGACUGUGAUACAACACGUGAUGUCGAACCUUCAAGAAUCUGGAUAUGAAUAUUGGUAUCGAAGUAAUGAAGCUGAUGAUACACUUACUGAUUUGAUGUUCGCUUCUCCUAUUUCAUUGAAACUUUUGCGGUUAUUCUCUCACGUUAUAUUGAUGGACUGCACUUACAAAACCAAUAGGCAUGAGAUGCCACUUUUGAAAAUAAUUGGAAUCACUCCUGUUGGUAAGAAUUUUACAAUUGCUGUUGCUUUCAUGUCACAUGAAGAUGGAAACACAUACGAAUGGGCUUUGCGUUGUUUGAAAUGUGCAUUGGGGGGGCUGCACAAAUUCGUCAAAGCAUGGACUAAUAAGAUUUUGCAUUUUGGGAACACGUCGACAUCUAGGGUGGAAAGUGCUCAUAAAUCGUCGAAGGGUUGGAUUAAUGCUUCUACCGGUGGUGUGAACACCAUUCAAUAUCAGCUCGACUCCGGGGUUGAGUAUCAACUAACCAAGAUCAAGGGUGAGUUUUCAAAAUGCAGUUUAAUCCGAUUGCACUCAUCAUCGUAUCCGGUAUUUCAGGGUUUGAUAUGCAAAGUCACACAUAAAGCAUUAAAUUUGCUUGAUGAUGAGCUCAAAAAACCGGGGUUUGAAGACCCAUAUCUUUGUGAUCACGUUUUGUGGGAUACUCAUGCACUUCCUUGUGCAUGCCGAAUUGCGUUGAAAAUCCAGCAACGUGAUACAUUUAUAUCUAUGGAUCUACAUCCAUUUUGGAGUACCAUGCACGUUGAAGAACCAGAAAUACCCGAAGCACAGAUGGAUCGUGAAACAAAUAUGAGAGACCGAAUAAUCAGACUAGCCACGGAAGUGUUAGAAAAAGAUUAUAUGACUCAAAAGAUGACUGCUGAUUACAUGAAUAGCACUAUUCAUCCAGACACCAUCCACUUGGCAGAGCUUGUAUAUGUUAUACCGAAAGGAAGGCCAAAGGAUAAACCGACGAAGAGAGAUAAAUCCGGUUGGGAGUUCCCAACAUUCCAGCGGAAGCCGUCUACUGGUGAAGAAAAGGGUAAAUCGUCUGCAGGUUCUAAGGGUCGAAAAAAUACUUCUACCGGAACCCCACCAUCGAAAGUAACCGAUCCCGGGUCUGGUCGUGGACGGGGGCGGGGUCGAGGGAGUGGUAGAUCAAGUGAUGAAUCCACUGCCAAUCAGAAUCGUACGCCAAUGCCUCGAAAGAAACCGGGCGAUGAGCUCAAUUUCAGAUCUUACAUCCCAGGUUUUGUGGCAGGAUCUAUUGUGUCGUAUGCUAAUGUUAUAGCAGAUGGAAAUUGUGGGUACAGAUGUGUGGCAGAAGCAGUGUUCCGAGAUCAGAACAGAUGGAGUCGUGUAAGGAGAGAUUUGAUUGCCGAUAUGUACGAGCAUUUUGGUACGUACGCAUCGCAAAAUGGUCAAGAUGAAGUCAUCCGAUGGAUAGAAAAAUGCGAUUGGCAAGAAGGACCGUGCAGUCGGGACAAAUGGAUGUCAUUUCCGGAUAUGGGAAUGUCGAUAGCGACUAAAUACAAUGCGGCUUUGGUCUUAUACGCCAUUGGCGGAAAUAUAACCUACUUACCUCUAGUUGGUCCGGGUGAAUUAUCACAUAUGAUCCAUAUGGUGUUGUUAGGAAACCAUCUUGUCUACAUUUUUUAUGUAGAAGUACUCGAGUGA